AGAUCCUGACGGUCCUGCUCAGCACGCACAUGUUCAUCGGAGGCUUCAUCGGAUUCACGUUGGACAAUACCAUUCCGGGAACACGAGCGGAGCGCGGGCUCCUCCAGCAUGACGUCACCAGCGAUACCCCGGAUGUUGACCGUCACUACGGCUUCCCGUGCGGAAAUGACCUUCUGGACAGACUGACCUUCACCAGACACGUGCCCUUCUGUCCGACCUUCAACUCGACCUUGAACACGUGUUGCAGAAAACGGGACAAACCGGCGGAUGGCGCGAGAGAAACGGAUGACAAAGUUACAGUCGAUACAUAUAUGUAAAAUCAAUGAAUUCUGUACCAGAGUUGAGCUGUAACAUGCCCAUGGACUUACCCAAAAUUUCAUAACUAUGCAUAUAUGUAACAAAUGUGAUCACAAAAAAAUCACAUUUUGUGAAAUAUUUUGUAAAUCACAAUAGUUUGAUAUGUAAUAAUUGCAAUUUGCAUGAACAAUACUUUCAUCCACUCGAGCUAUGCUAAACAGGGACGGUAAAUUACAGCUACCUAGCUGAUCCAUGUUGUUGAUAAAACAAGAAACUUUUAUCUUGAAAGAAAUACUGUACUAUAGUCUGCUAAUACUGAAAAUACUUUGUUCUGCAUUUACCAGAUACACACACACA
Messenger RNA from Branchiostoma floridae (Florida lancelet), 654 nucleotides. Its product is annotated as solute carrier family 23 member 1-like. Gene Ontology annotation, molecular function: transporter activity. NCBI's taxonomy places the organism in Eukaryota, Metazoa, Chordata, Leptocardii, Amphioxiformes, Branchiostomatidae. The record is from RefSeq and is a predicted model, not a curated record.